This is a messenger RNA of Schistosoma bovis, 2646 nucleotides long. The record is from the annotation of a GenBank genome assembly. NCBI's taxonomy places the organism in Eukaryota, Metazoa, Platyhelminthes, Trematoda, Strigeidida, Schistosomatidae.
AAAAAUAGUAAAUACAGACAUCAUGAAAGCUUUUGUUUUUCCGUUUCAAAUGUUUGAAUAACUAUAACAACAUAGAACUGACGAUGCCAGCAAGCAGCUUUGUAAGUGCGGGAACACGUAGCCAAAGCUUUCACUCUUCCAAUUCCUCACAUUCUAAAAGGUCCAAAACACUAUCGUAUCGUACAAUAAGUAGACAUUCCAAUGUUGAUGAAAAUUUAUUUGGAUUGCCUUUGCAUUUAAAAGAACGACAGUGCCAUCUGACGGAUCAGGAUGAUAGUUUUUCGAAAGACCCUGACAUCAUUAUUACAAGGCAAAAACUAUUUAAACCAGGUUUAUUACGGGAAGAGUAUGAACUACAAAAAGAAAAUCAGAAGAGAAGAAAAAUAAGGCAUCUCACAUCUGAUUUAGUUCGUAAUCUUAUAAUACCCUCAAAUUGCAUUGACAAGAAAAGGAUAGUCAUUCCACCAGAAAAAUAUAAAGAACUUUUACAAAAAGCUAAGUUGUUGACUAAUGAAGAAGAACAAUUUGCUAAUGAGCAAGAGAAAUCUGAACAAAAAUCAACUCUGGAAGCAGUAGAGCAACGUAAACAGAAAAUGCGUGAAUAUGAUUUAAAUCGUGUGCGUAACGAACGACUUACAGAUUUGGAAGAAGAAGCAAAAAAACAAGCAGAAAGUUUGUUACAAAAAGCUUUGGAACAACGGCAAGAUCAGGAAGAUGAGAUAAAGGCAUUAAACGAAUGGAUAUUAAAUGCCAAAAUACAAGCAAUAAGAGACGAACAAAUUCUGGAAAAAAGCUUAAUCAAAAAGGAAAUGGCCGAAGAAGAACUACGUCUAGAUAAUAUGAUGGAAUUAGAAAGACAAAACGCUAUACACAUACAGGAAGAGAUAGAAAAAAAGCGUAAACAGCAGGAAAUUCUUGGAGCUUGUAGAGUUUUAGAACAAAUCGAGGAGAACAAACAAGAUCGUUUGUUGGAAUUAGAACGGACCGAACAGGAAAAUAUUUUAGCGACACAACGAAUAGCUGACGAGAAUAUGAAAGAAAUUGCUAACAGAGAGAAAAAAAGAAAAAUUCAAGAAAAGAUGAGAAUAGAGCUUAAUAUAGCUAAUGAGGAAUUACGAAAACGACGAGAAAUUGAAAAGGAAAAAGAUCGUCUGAUGGAUCUGAAAAUAAUGCAAAUUCAAAAUGAAAAAGCAGAACGUGAAGCUGCCUAUGAAGCCGAACAAAUACGUAUAAAACGUGAGAAAGAACUAGAAAUUACACGUUUACGUGCAUUACAAGAAAGAGCAUCAGAUGAGGCGGCAGAACGUGAUGCAUUAAGAGCUAAACGUGCAGCUGAAGCCAAUGAAAGAGAAUGGAGACGUAAAGAAUUAUUAGCUGCACAGAAAAAAAUUGAAACAGAAAAUGAAUUGAAAUUAGCUAGAGCAGCACAAGCUGAAGACAGAAAACGUCAGUUAGCAAUUGAAGCUGGUCGUGAAAGAGUUGAAUUUGAAAGAAUUUUGAAGCGUCAACAAGAACUUGUAGAAAAUGAUAAACGCGCUGAAUAUGAAGCUAAACAGAAGAGUUUUCAAAAUUUAAAAGAUCUUCGCCUUCAAAUAUGUGAAAAAGAAAAAGAACGCAUUGCAGAAAGAAAUGCUGUAUUUGAAGAAGGUCUGCGAUUAAAUGAAGAAGCAAGAUUAAGGCGUUUGCGUUUAAACGAGGCGAAAACACGUAAAUUAAAAGAGUUAAAGUAAGUAGUUCUAUUUUGGUAUUGGUUAUUAGUGGAACACAAGAAGUAUUUUACGUCACAUUUUAUAUCUUUCUUAAAAGCAUAUGCUUACAUCUUAGUAAGUUUUACUUGUCGUAAUGUAAGUUAAAACUAACAAUAUUUGCAUUUAUAAUGCUUGUUUGAAGUGAAAGCAAUGUACUGAAAUACACUUUGAAUGGUAUGUAUGAUUGAAAUCUUGGAGUUCCUCGUCGUUUUUCAAUCGUCAUUCAGCUGAAUGUACCCAUGUUUUCGUGGUGACGUUCACAGGGUGUACUACGAUCUGUUUAUAAUCAUAUUAAACACUAGAACAGUAGUCCAAUAGUCUUGUGAGUAACGAUAACUACUAAAUUGAUAUUUACUACCAGCUGUAAGGUAUUCUAUGUCUUUGUUUAUCAAUAUCUCGAAGUGAAUUGACUAAUGUAGAUAUGUAUUGGCUCAUUGAAUAGAUACAUAUUUUCUGCAUUCACAAAUCGAUUGAAUAACCACUAGUAGUUAAUAUACGUUGUCUGAAUUUAUCUAAAACAAAUUUUUGAACAAUAUUAUACGUAUUACUUAAGUAUUAUAAUGGCCGUCAUUUUUUAUUCAUAAUAAUAAUAAUAAUAACAAUCAAUGACACACCAACACUGUUGACCGUAAUUAAUGUCGUAUUAUAUGCCAGCUACUGUCACGUACAUACAUUUAUGACUGCUCUCAACAAGAUGGAUUGCCAUAGAUCUUAAGUAUAUAAUGCACAAUGAUAAUAUGGUUUAACAAGAGAGAGAGAGAGAGAGAGGAGAGAGAGAUUGUGUGCAAUUCAUUAAAGAUAAUCUACCUAUUAUUUUAUUGAUUUAAACUUAUAACCUUCUAUAGAAGAAUAAAAAUAAAUAAAAUAUUCUUAAAUUUUAGAGAGGCUGGCAUACCAG